This is a messenger RNA of Ambispora leptoticha, 1788 nucleotides long. The record is from the annotation of a GenBank genome assembly. Lineage: Eukaryota; Fungi; Glomeromycota; Glomeromycetes; Archaeosporales; Ambisporaceae.
AUGUCAAAAAAAAUUACUAUCGUCGAGAACAUUGCCAAAUCGCACUACCUUAAUCAAGCAACAUCAACUACAUCUGCACUUCGUGAUCAACUACAAAUAACCGGUCUUUUACCAGCAGCCGUGGAAAGCUUCGAUCUGCAAAAAAAACGUGCACUCGUACAAUUACGCGCAAAAUCAACCGAUUUAGAAAAAUAUAUAUUUCUUGCUUGGCUUAGGAACACUAAUGUCAGGCUAUUUUAUCGGUUGGUGAUUGAAGAGUUGGAGGAAAUCACACCAUUAAUCUACACCCCAACCGUGGGCACCGCCUGCCUGGAAUACUCGCACAUAUAUCCAUUCUUGGCACCACCCGGCGUACCUGAUGGCCUUUUCAUUUCACUUGACGAUCGUGCAAACCUCAAAAAUAUCAUCAAAAGCUAUAAGCCUUACCCGUUCGAUGAAUCAUUGACACCACAAAUCGCCGUCAUUACUGAUGGAUCAAGAAUUUUGGGAUUAGGUGAUUUAGGCGUAAACGGGAUGGGAAUCCCUGUGGGAAAAUUGCAAUUAUAUGUCGCUGGUGCUGGUAUAGAUCCGCGACGCACACUCCCGAUUACUCUUGACCUUGGCACAAAUAAUGAGCAUAACUUGAAAGACGAGUUUUAUCUUGGGCUUCGUAGAAAAAGAGCAUCAGACGAAGAGGCAAGUUUUAGGAUAUAUGCACUAUUUUUCUCUUUUCUCGAUGAUGUAAUCAAAUCUCUCAUCGAAUUAUAUCCUGAGCUCUUAAUACAAUUCGAGGAUUUUUCUUCAGAGCAUGCUUUCGAGUUACUACAUCGAUAUCGUAACAACACAUUCUGUUUCAACGACGACAUUCAAGGCACCGGCGCCGUAAUUCUUUCUGGAUUCAUCAAUGCAGUCCGCUUGACAAAGAAAGACAUUCCGCCAAAAGAGCACCGUAUAUUAUUUUUCGGAGCUGGUUCAGCGGCUGUUGGUGUUGCUAAACAGUUACUAGAUUUUUUCCAAUUUGAACAAGGAAUGACGGAAGAGGAUGCAAAGAAAUUACUGUGGUUGGUUGAUACAAAGGGUCUUGUGACCUUGGAUCGUGGCGACAAACUAGCUCCCCACAAAAUAUACUUUGCACGUAAAGACAAUGAAGGACAUCAAUGCAAGACCUUAACAGAAGCUAUCGACUACGUGAAACCAACUGCACUUAUUGGGCUUUCGUCACAAGGCGGUAUAUUCACUGAAGAGAUUUUGAAAAAGCUUGCGAGACUAAAUAAGAAUCCUAUCAUUUUCCCAUUAUCGAAUCCGAUGGAUAAUGCUGAGUGUACUUUUGAACAGGCGAUGAAAGCUACAAAUAAUCAAGUGAUUUUUGCCUCGGGAACUAUGUUUCCGUCGUAUACGGAACCUGAAACCGGAAGAGUAAGAUAUCCUGGACAAGGAAACAACAUGUACAUCUUCCCCGGUCUUGGCUUAGGCGCACUUCUAGCAAAGCCACGAAUAAUCACCGACAAACAAAUCUACAAAUCAGCAUCGGCACUCGCCUACUCCCUCAACGACGAAGAAAUCGCCCUCGACAUGCUCUACCCAAAAUUAACGCGUAUUCGACACGUAUCAGCAGAAGUCGCAUCAGCCGUGAUUAUACAAAUCGUUGAAGAAGGUCUAGCACGCGACGAAACGGUCAUUUCGUUGGUAAAGAAUGAUUUGGAAGUCCUGAAGACGUGUAAAGGUCCGCAGUGGGAGAAUUUGGUAAAGUUUGUCGAGGAGAAUAUGUGGGAUCAUGGUCGUGAAAAGUUUUUUGAAUGUAAAAUUUGA